AAAGUACAGAAAUGAAAAUUAUCGCGGAAGAGACUGUUGUUAAUGUUGAAGAAAGCGCUGUUACUGUUCCGAAGUUGAGUCCAGAAGAAGUAACGGUAUAUAAUAGGUUGAAUGCUGCAGGCAAAGUUACUUUUUUGGAGGUAUUUGAUCAAAGAGAGAUGAAAGGAGAAGAAGAAGGAAUUAAAGAAGAGCGUAAAAGAGGA
This is a messenger RNA of Paraglomus occultum, 203 nucleotides long. NCBI's taxonomy places the organism in Eukaryota, Fungi, Glomeromycota, Glomeromycetes, Paraglomerales, Paraglomeraceae. The record is from the annotation of a GenBank genome assembly.